AUGUCCAUGGCGGCUGCCUCACCCCGGCACACCGCGUCCCCGCCCUCCCCGCCACCCGGCGUCAUCGACCCCAACGCCACCCCCGCCGCCCUCGCCAAGCUCCUCGCCGAUCAGCUUCACGAGUGCGAAGCCCUCCGCGCUGCACUUUCCUCUGAACGCGCCCGCGCCGAGGCUGCAGAGCGCCAGCUCGCCGCGCUGCAGGGCCCUCCCGCCACCGCGAUCGCCGAGUACGAGGAGCGCCUCAGGCAAGCAGACCAGGCGCGCGUCGCCGCCGAGCGCAUGCGCGAUGCAUCGGAGCGCGCGAGGGAGGACGCAGAGGCGCGCGUGCGCGGCAUCGCAGAGUCCUGGGCGCAGCUGAACGCGUACCUCCGGAUGGCGGAGGUGCGCGCCGCGGACGCGCGCCUGGGCUUCGAUCGCCUCGUCAACAUGGGCGGGCAGCCAGUCCCCAUGUCGCAGGGAGGUGGGGACAGCGGCAGUAUGCUCAUCCCUGGCGCUCGCCGCGCCAGAUCGCCCAGCAUGGACGCCGGCGCCUAUCCGCCUGCGAAGCGCUCGCGACACGACCCCAAUCAUCGCGCGCGCUCGCGGAGCACCAGCCCGAGCGUCGAAGAGCUCAUCAUCGAGGCCUCCGGCGAGGCGCCCGCAGACUCGGCCUCCCAGACCCCCCGCCGCGCGACCUACCCGCCUGCGUAUGCGGGCUACGCAGACCCCAGCCGCGGCGCAUACGAUGCGAAUCGCGCCUACGACACCCACCGCGCGUACACGGACCCUAGCCACCUCCGCGCGGGCCCGAGCAACCACAAUAUCCAAAGCCAGGUCGUCCAGCUCACCCCGCACAAUGCGUAUCAACGACCGUCUCCGCCGAACGCACAGCUCGCGCCGACCUCGCAGUUGGCGCCGACCACGCAGAUGUCUACUUACCCCACCCCACCGCAACUCUCGCCGACCAGCAUCACGCUCCCGCCGCCGCACAACGGGCUCGCAUCGACCUCGUCUGGCGCCCUCGCCUCCUCCUCAUCUGGCACCCUCGCCUCCUCCUCAUCUGGCGCCGUCGCUGCGUCCUCGUCUGGCGCCCUCCCCGCAACCUCAUCCUCCACCACCCCGCUCCCCGCCCCGCGCAAGCACCGCGAGCGGCCGCUCCCGAACCCGCAGCGCGGCAUCGGCACGGUGAAGCACCACUACCAGAGCCGCCCGUUCGCGCCGAAGGCGUCGCCGUUUAUGAAGGAGCAUAGGAAUCGGGCACGGGAGAGGGAGAGGGAGAGGGAGAGGGAUGCGGGGACUCCGGCCUCGCGCGUCUCGCCCUCCGACGAGGAUGCGCCGGGCUCGCCGGACAGCACGUUCAAUGCGGGCAACACGAUGGCGAAUGGAGACAACAGCCAAGACGACCGGAUGCGAGGGCAGGACGACCGCCCACGAGGGCAAGACGACGCGUCCAACGACCCUACACCCGCGAACUCCGCACCGAGCUACCCGAAGACGAACGCGGAAGGGCAGAGGAUCUGUCGGCAGUGCGGUCAGCCUGGGCGCUACAAGGAUGGCAAGUGCGUCGAGAAGUGGGGUCCGGGGCCGAUGGGCCCGGGGACGGUAUGCGACCGGUGUAGGAAGAAGAUGAAGCGUGUGGAGAGGAGAGGGACGAUGGGCGGGAUACCGAAUCCGACGGGAGGGACCCUCAUCAACCUCACCUCACAAGCUCCGACGACCCGCGUGCUGCAACACGCACGCACAAUGCCCGCCUACCCCGACGACCGCCACUCGCCAUACAACAGCAACAGCGACCGCCGCCCAGAAUACUCGCCCGAGCGGUUUGAUAGGCGCUACGAGGGCGAGGACCGUGCCGAGGACCGCGGUCGGUACGUCGCCGACGACCGCUUCGAGGACCGCGCGCAGUACGCGAGCGGCUCACGCGAUUACGCAGGUGAAGAGCGCAGAUAUGCGGGCGAAGAGCGCAGGUACGCGAGCGGGGACGAGGGCCCGCGGUAUCGCGAUUUCGUCAAGGAGGCGCGGUACGGGCGUACCGCGCAGGCGUACGCCUCGUCGGAGCCACGAUACGGGGACCCGCGGUUCGGGGCGUACGAUUCGAUUUCGGAGAGCAGGCAGCGGUAUCCGGCGAGCGUGUCGGAGGCGCGGUACUCGACGCCGCAUAGGGCUUUGACAGCGCAGGCCACCUAUCCGCCCGGACCUAACGCACGCUAUGCGUCGGGCGAGGCGCUCGGGGACUAUCGCAACGGCCUUCGCCAGACGCCUGUCGAUGGUCGAUAUGUAGUGUCCUACCCGCAUGCGCCGACCAGCCAGCGCUCGCUCACGGCUGACGCACCUUCUCCCUCGUCGCGUAUGGCCACCAGCCCCGUCCGCGUCGUCGUUGCGAGCCCUGUGAGCGAGGAUGCCGAUGGCGAGGCCGAGGAAGAGGACGAGUUGAUGAUGGACGAGCCCACGCAACCGGAUGAAGUCAACCCGGCAUGGAAUGCGGAUACCCGUGCUCGAGGCUUGUCGGACGCUAUGGACGUCGACGGCCCUCGGUUGUCGAAUGCUCAGAACAACGCGUCGACAGUAAGGUUGUCGCCACGCAGGAGCCCGCCCGCCCGGCGGAUCUCACCCGCGCGACCGCAACCGCCCGAAGACGACAUCGAUGCGGAUAUCGCGGCGGCCAUCGACGGGCCUCCCACUAGUCGCACCGCGCCAUCCAUGAGCGCCCGAUCCGUACACGACGACGACGUCGACGCGGAUAUCGCCGCUGCCGUCGGCGAUCCCCCGGACGAUGCGCCUCGUUCCCGACAUGCGAGCGAGGCGCGCUCGAGGCACGGUUCUCGGCACGACGACGUAGACGCCGACAUAGCCGCCGCUGUCGAUGGUGACCCUGACACCGUCGACGCAGAUAUCGCCGCCGCUGUCGACGCAGACGCCGACCCCCGCGACGCCGCCCGCUCCGCCUCGCGCGUCGCGUACUCGGAUUCGGCGUCGCAUUCGUCGGUGGACGCGGAUGGGGAGGCUGAGGAGGCGGGGCGGGGGUCGCAGGGCGAUGGGGAGAGGCGGUCGCGCUCUGCGUACUCCGCUGGCGCUGCCUCUGCGUACGUCGCCGGCGCUUCUUCCGUGUACCCCCACCCCACCGUCCCCGCUGCAUCUACAACGGACGCGGACGCGGAUGGCGAGGCGGAGGACGAGGAUGACGAGCUGCUGGCCGCGGUCGAUGCGGCGGAGGCGGGGGAGAGGGCGUAA
Messenger RNA from Schizophyllum commune H4-8, 3210 nucleotides. RefSeq lists its product as uncharacterized. Bases 1 to 3210 code for a protein of 1069 amino acids. NCBI's taxonomy places the organism in Eukaryota, Fungi, Basidiomycota, Agaricomycetes, Agaricales, Schizophyllaceae. The transcript is spliced from 5 exons. The record is from RefSeq and is a predicted model, not a curated record.